This is a messenger RNA of Exaiptasia diaphana, 2205 nucleotides long. RefSeq lists its product as uncharacterized. The record is from RefSeq and is a predicted model, not a curated record. The coding region runs from base 869 to 1675 and encodes 268 amino acids. The transcript has a single exon. Lineage: Eukaryota; Metazoa; Cnidaria; Anthozoa; Actiniaria; Aiptasiidae.
UAUCUCAAUAGAUAAGCUGAACGGGAAACACCGCCGACAUAAAGGAUUAGUUUGACUGGUUGUUUGGGCCAUGUAUGGAUCCCCAAGGGAAAUCAUCGCAUUGUUAUUCAAAAAAAGGAAUUAAGUUUGCCAUUCAAACAUUGAUAAAAAAACUCUUUUCGGCGAAAAACAAUUUGAGUAAUUGUAUUGCGAAUGUUUAGAGAUCUGUCAGAAAUGUAUAAUAAAAGAUAGACUGAUAAACAGUAUCGUAUAAACCGUAUAUCUGCUUAAAAAAAUAGCACUCAAACAAUUUUUUUUGUAAAAUGUUUUUGCAUGUAUUUUACUUAAACUUUACUUAGUCAUGCUUUCUCAUAAAACUGGUUUGGAUUGAUGUUUUAGCAGCUGAUCUUGUCCACCGAUCGAUACUUUCCAGUUAUGGCUUCUUAUCAAUACAAGCCAUCAGCUUCUAUUUGCAGUCUGUUGAUGUUUUUGUGAUUGAAAUGCAUAUCGCACUAUAUUUACCCGUUUUCAACCAAUCGGGAUCGAUUAUCUUUAUUGAGCGACCAUAAUCACAACACCCGUUGCCUAGCAGUUAAACUCGUCGCAUAUUCGUCCAUCUGUCUCUGCUCGUCUUGUCCGUGUGUUUCAAAGCGAAUAGCUUCACGUGAAGAAUGCAAUUUUCACUGUUUUAGCUAGUGUCAAAACAGUGUCAACAAAGUGUAAGGUUUUCUAGUUGUUCAAGUGAUUUUGACUCGAACAACGAAGCUAAUGAAGUGUGCGGGCGGCCAUUACUUUCGAUUCAAAACCUCAUUACAAGAAGGAAAUCCUUGGGAAAUAUUGAAGGAAAGCAACACUAUAACAUUCUUAAACUAGUUAAAGUGAAGUAAUUAUGGCAAGAAAUCCUGCUUUGGCUGAGCUCGAUAGCAAGGCGAAUGUCGGUCAAGCGAAACGUGAUUUGGUUCUUCGGUUUGUGCGAGAUCAAGAAUCUUUACAAACAUCACAAGUUGACUUAAAACUGGUCGAUGAUAGUACCAUCGAUUUGAUCGACUCGACAAUUAAUGAUGAGGACGCGAAUAACGAUGUGGUUUCUGGAAUUCGUCUAGACGAUGGUCAGCCUUUAGCACCAAGACCACCAUCAGGCCGACCUCGUUCAAGACGAAUCCAAACAUCAAGUCGUGAUGUGAGUAGAAGUAUUCAUAAGUUAAGUUUGUCCAGGGUUCAAAGUACUGGUGGUAAAUUAACGUCUAGUGAUAAUGCAGAGAAAAUAUGUCGUUCUUUGACUACCAAUACGAGUAUUAUGGACAAAUUUACUCGACCAAUGUCUCCACCACCUGCAGAAACUACAUCACUAAACUCUUCAUGGCCAGAACAAGACUUUUUGUCCAGGAAAAUGAGCAGUAGAAAAUAUUUGUUGUGCUCUCCAGAUAAAAGACUAGAUGAUACUGAGCAUAGACCUUUUUCAAGUAUCAGUGACAGACAGAUAUCGAAUAAUGAAGGACUCAAUUCAAGGUCUUCAAGUCCUACUAAAAGACACAGUUCAAGAAACCGUGGAAGAACUUUUAAGAACUUGAACAUAGAACCAGUACAUCCCAGUGAAAUACCAUUGCUACGUGGACGAUCUGCUUCGAGUAGUGUUAGUGGUCCUUAUGCAUUAGUUCACCUGCCCCCGAUACAGAAUACAGCACCUUCUAUGUGAAUAUCUAGAGAGUAAAUGUUGUAAAUGAUGAGGAUGUUGAGAAUCUGUAAAUAGGUUUAAAUACUUACUCUUAAAUAGUUGACUUGAUUCGUCAAACUUGUUGACCGCCGACAUUUGUUAAAUGGUCAACUUUAACCUACUAUAAAGCACCAUUCACAACUAUGCUAGAACCAUAGGUUAUUAGAGGGAGAUUGUCUACCUCUACCAGCCAUGCUAGAACUCAAAGGUUUAACGAUCUAAAGUCAUAGAAAUAAUUUACUUUUGCUUACAAUUAUGGCAUGUAUAUCCUGUACAAUACCAACUUAUAUUGUGGUUUACUGUCAGAUUUGCUGGUUAUUUGAAGACCACGUCCAAAUUGUUAUAGUUUACAUGAUCGUAAUUGUAAGCAAAAGGAGCGACAUGCUUCUGUGUAAUUUGUCGUUCAUAAAGAUCGACAAGUCUAUGAUWAUCGUUAAUGUUACUGUUGUAAAGUAACUAUACUCUGUAAAUAGCAAUAAUUGACGUACAAUGUACGAUGUGUGCCUCACAAA